This is a messenger RNA of Mesorhabditis spiculigera, 972 nucleotides long. NCBI's taxonomy places the organism in Eukaryota, Metazoa, Nematoda, Chromadorea, Rhabditida, Rhabditidae. The record is from the annotation of a GenBank genome assembly.
AUGUCGAAGAUGCGGUACGAAGACGGCGAGAAGAAAGUGCUCGCUUUUGAAGAUGACGAAGAGGACAAUGGAUAUUUCAACUGGUGGCCGCCGGCGCCAAAGGUGUUCCUCCUACAACCGAACCAGAGCCAGCAACCCACGCAACAAGUCUACCUCCUCCAGCCCAGCACCACCUCAAAUGGCGGGCAACAGUUGGAGUUCAUCCCGAUCAGCGCCCCGCCCACCCAAAUAAAUGUCGAGAAGAAGCCGGCGGUGCUCGCCACGAUGCAGCCCGUUGUCCAGAUCUCCCAGAAUACGACUGUCGAGACGCUGGAGAGCGGAAAGGUGGACACCGCCCCUCCAGCGCCUGAGCCCGUUCCCGCACAACAACGGAUAACACUGGGAAAUCUCCAAUUCCAACAAGAUCCGAACGACCCGCAGAAGUGGAUCAUCACCAACGAGGCGCCGGCCACCACGUCCGCACCCCAACAAAUAAACUACGACACGUCACAGCACAACGAGACGUCGGUGAUCGAGUACGACCUAGAUGCCGCCGACAAGGGCAUGGGCGUCUUGAGUGAUGGAUACUCUGAUGCCGAAGGCGGCUACGGAUAUGGCGGAAAUAAGGCUCCGAAACGCUCCGCGUGCACCUGUCCGAACUGUCAAGUUGGCGUGAAUCCAAAGGGUGUCCUUCCCGACGGCCGGCCCUCACGCCUUCACAUCUGCCACAUAUGCCAGAAGACGUACGGAAAAACUUCGCAUCUACGCGCCCACUUGAGAGGCCACGCGGGCAACAAGCCGUUCGCCUGUGACUGGCAGCACUGUACGAAGAGGUUCACCCGCAGCGACGAAUUGCAAAGGCACCGCAGGACACACACCGGCGAGAAACGGUUCGCCUGCGGUCAUUGUGGCAAGAAAUUCAUGCGAUCCGACCAUCUGACGAAACACGAACGGACACACAACCCCGCCGGCAGGCCACCGAUGAUGGGCUCG